AUGAAAUCAGUCACCAAGCAGCUGUUGACCGCAGGGACGGAUGUGGAAAUGGGUGCAACUUCCAGAAAAUCCCGGAGAUGGUCAAAUCAGGAAAGCUCGAUAUUGCAACCGCCAACACUGCGGUUUCUUGACUGCUUCGCGUCAAGUUUGAGAUGGGUCUCUUUGAGAAUCCGUACCCUGCCGUUAAGCUGGCUGGCAAGGGAGUUGGAUCGAGAGCCUAUUGUGCUGAUGGAGAACCAUAACGGGACCCUGCCCUUGAACAAGUCGGGAAAUAUUGCAGUCAUAGGGCCGAUGGCCCAUGGAUUCAUGAACAUGAGUGGUUUAUACGGUGGCUAUGUAGUUUAUAAGAGCCAGUGCCGAGGUGCCACUCUAGACGGUAUCAAGGCCGCUGUCGGCAACAAGGCCCAGGUCCACUAUGCCCAAGGACGCGAGCGAUGGAGCAAUGACCAGCUUGGCUUCGACGAGGUCAUUGAUGCGGCAAAGAAGCCCGACGUGGCUGUCGUGGUGGUGGGCACUUUGUUGCGAGAUCAAAUGGAGCUCUGGCAGGGAAACUGGCGAGCACGUCGACGUCAAUGUCCUCUCUCUCUCGUGGGUGCCCAAGGCCCUCUGAUCAAAGCCAUUGUCGACACGGGCGUACCAACUGUCGUUGUCCUCUCAAACGGUAAACCCAUCACCGACACAUGGCUUUCAAAUACAACAUCCGCUCUCGUACGGCAGUUCUACCUCUCCGAACGAGGAGGCAAUGCGCUAGCCGAUGUCUUGUUCGGGGACUACAACCCCUCGGGCAAGCUGUCCGUCAGCUUCCCCAGCUACGUCGGCGAUCUUCCAGUCUUCUAUGACUACCUAAACUCAGCGCGCUCCAUCGGCGACUCGGGCCACGAAGCUAGCAACGGUACCCUUGUCUUCGGCCACCAAUAUGUCCUCGGCAAUCCGACCCCAUGGUACCCCUUCGGAUAUGGCAAGAGCUACUCGAAUUUCAAGUAUGGGGCUGUCUGGGUCGACCGCAGCACUGUUUCGGCGUCAGACCGCACAGUUACCGUCAGCGUUAAUGUGACCAACACACACACACACACAAAACGCGUGACGGUAUACAUCUCCGAUGAUAUUGCCUCUGUCGUGGUCCCGAACCGCCAGCUGAAGGGGUUUGAGAAAGUGGUGAUUCCGGUCAAGAUUGCGCAUCUGGGUGUCUGGAAUGCUCGCAUGAAGUAUGUUGUUGAGCCUGGCCGUUUUACUGUGCUAGUUGGCAGCAGUUCAGAGGAUAUCCGCGGGAAUACAACGUUCACGGUCCGUUGA
Messenger RNA from Penicillium alfredii, 1293 nucleotides. RefSeq lists its product as uncharacterized. The coding region runs from base 1 to 1293 and encodes 430 amino acids. The transcript is spliced from 5 exons. Gene Ontology annotation, molecular function: hydrolase activity, hydrolyzing O-glycosyl compounds. The record is from RefSeq and is a predicted model, not a curated record. Lineage: Eukaryota; Fungi; Ascomycota; Eurotiomycetes; Eurotiales; Aspergillaceae. Gene Ontology annotation, biological process: carbohydrate metabolic process.